ACAGGCGGGAUUACGUGCUGGACGUAGCCAUUAGGUUUGUUAUGUUGUUCCGGUCUACCUAACCUAGUAGCACCGAGUAGCAUCGGUAGCAAAUUGAGAAGAGCCACAAUCCUAGUCAGAAAUUAGCUGCAGUAAAAUCAAGUGGAGGCUCUUGUAUGUCAACAAGGUGCUCAGAGGGCUGCGGAAAUCCUUUUCUUAAAAAGCGGAGCGUUGGACUUUUUAAACUGGGGUGUCCAUCUCUUUUGAGUAUACCCUGCUAGCACUGGCUUCCACCCUGUGACUGAUUGGGCACUAGAGGGGCCCCAUCAGAGCAAGGACCCAAACUGUAGCUCCAGGUCUCCUCUUGUCUGUGUGUGUGUGUGAGACCUUUUGUUGAGUCCUCUGGAGACUCCCGGCUUGCCCAGCUAAGAUGUCCUCCAUCUUGCCGUUCACCCCUCCUGUGGUGAAGAGGCUGUUGGGCUGGAAGAAGUCUACUAGCGGCCCCGGCGGAGCAGGUGGCGGGGAACAGAACGGGCAAGAGGAGAAAUGGUGCGAGAAGGCUGUGAAGAGCUUAGUGAAGAAGCUAAAGAAGACCGGCCAGCUAGAUGAGCUGGAGAAAGCAAUCACCACACAGAACUGCAACACCAAGUGUGUCACCAUCCCCAGCAAUUGCUCUGAAAUAUGGGGACUGAGUACACCAAAUACGAUAGAACAGUGGGAUACAUCAGGCCUAUACAGCUACCCUGACCAAACCAGAUCCCUGGAUGGCCGCCUGCAGGUCUCCCACAGGAAGGGGCUUCCCCAUGUUAUCUACUGUCGCUUGUGGCGAUGGCCAGAUCUUCACAGCCACCACGAGCUUCGCGCCAUCGAGGCUUGUGAGUAUGCCUUCCACCUCAAGAAGGAUGAGGUCUGCAUCAACCCCUACCACUACCAGAGGGUGGAGACACCAGUGCUGCCUCCUGUUCUUGUGCCAAGACAUUCAGAAAUCCUGCAAGAUCUCCCACCUCUGGAUGACUACACUCAUUCCAUACCUGAGAACACAAACUUCCCUGCAGGAAUCGAACCUCCAAACAACUAUAUACCAGAAACGCCUCCACCAGGCUACAUCAGUGAGGAUGGGGAGGCAAGCGAUCAGCAGAUGAAUCAAAGUAUGGACACAGGUUCUCCAGCAGAGCUCUCCCCCAGCUCCCUGUCUCCUGUCAACCACAGCAUGGACCUCCAGCCGGUGACUUACUCUGAGCCAGCUUUCUGGUGCUCUAUAGCCUAUUAUGAGCUGAACCAGCGUGUUGGGGAGACGUUCCACGCCUCCCAGCCCUCGCUGACGGUGGACGGAUUCACAGAUCCAUCAAACUCUGAGCGCUUCUGCCUAGGCCUGCUGUCUAAUGUCAACAGGAACGCCACUGUGGAGAUGACCCGGAGGCACAUAGGAAGAGGAGUAAGACUCUACUACAUUGGUGGGGAGGUAUUUGCUGAGUGCCUGAGUGAUAGCGCCAUCUUUGUCCAGAGUCCAAACUGCAACCAGCGGUAUGGCUGGCAUCCAGCAACUGUGUGUAAAAUUCCUCCAGGUUGUAAUCUAAAAAUCUUCAACAACCAGGAGUUUGCAGCCCUGCUGGCUCAGUCAGUCAACCAGGGCUUUGAGGCUGUUUACCAGCUCACCAGGAUGUGCACCAUCCGCAUGAGCUUUGUCAAAGGCUGGGGAGCCGAGUACAGGCGGCAGACUGUCACAAGCACUCCUUGCUGGAUUGAGCUGCAUUUGAACGGCCCUCUGCAGUGGCUGGACAAGGUUCUGACCCAGAUGGGUUCCCCGUCUGCACGCUGCUCCAGUAUGUCCUAAACCGCUCAAGAAAUGCCCCCAAAAAACGCAGCCCUCUACACAAUCAUUAAAUUCCCAACUUGUGAGUCCUUUCAUGGAGAAAAAAAAAUGGAUACUCCACAGAAUGAAUUUUCUGUAACAUUCUCCAUAGUAUUUGUGGCCCUGUUCCACAUCCCUCUUUUAACUUUAUAGAUAUAUAUAUACAUAUAUACACAUACACACACACACACAAACAAAUGCACCUAUACUGUUGCAGUCACACAUACAGACUUCAGUAAAAAAAAUAAAAAAAAUAAUUGGCACUUUGUUACCUAUCUAUGUCAUGCACCUUGUUAAAUUGCUUUUCCCCAAAUCCUUAAUAUUAGAUCUAUUUGUGGUACAAAUGAAAUGUAUAUUGGUUUUUAGUCCAGGAAGUAGGGGAAAUACCAAAAAUAUCUGUGAAUAGUUUCUCAGUAUUGAAGAUUGCUUGUAUGAGUAACACAAGCUUGAAUGCUAAAAGGAUCUUUGUUCCAGCCCACCCCAACCAUUGUUCUGAACCUAAGUUUACUUUACUUUGGGAAACUUGGCCCAUCUUUUGUCAAGGGGAGGUGGCUUGGUGAAGAAAGGAUGAUGGCCUUUGUGGCCCUUCUCCUCUGAAGGAAACGCCACAAUGUGUUUAUGAAAUUUGAAUUGACUUUGCCAGAAUGAUCCUUUUUGUAACUCCCGGACGUGUGUCGUUAUAAGACAUACUUCUUAAUGGACAAGUAGGAAUGUUAGUUUAA
Etheostoma cragini (Arkansas darter) is the source of this 2553-nucleotide messenger RNA. Its product is annotated as mothers against decapentaplegic homolog 2. Gene Ontology annotation, biological process: BMP signaling pathway; SMAD protein signal transduction; transforming growth factor beta receptor signaling pathway. The transcript is spliced from 11 exons. The record is from RefSeq and is a predicted model, not a curated record. NCBI's taxonomy places the organism in Eukaryota, Metazoa, Chordata, Actinopteri, Perciformes, Percidae. The coding region runs from base 410 to 1813 and encodes 467 amino acids. Gene Ontology annotation, molecular function: DNA-binding transcription factor activity, RNA polymerase II-specific; RNA polymerase II cis-regulatory region sequence-specific DNA binding; I-SMAD binding. Gene Ontology annotation, cellular component: heteromeric SMAD protein complex.